AUGUUUGCAAGCACAAUUAAACAUGGCGCUCGUCGUUGUUUAUCAACAGAUGUUUCGUUUUCUGCUCGAAUAUUAGAAGGAUUUCGUGGAAGUGUUGGAAAUACACCUUUAAUUCGUUUGCCAAAACUAAGUGAAGAAACUGGUUGUAAUAUACUUGUGAAAGCUGAAUAUCUUAAUCCAGGUGGUUCAAUUAAAGAUCGUGCUGCAUUAUUUUUAAUUCAAGAUGCACUUGAUAAAAAUAUAAUCAAAGAGGGUGCUACAAUUGUUGAAGGUACAGCUGGUAAUACAGGUAUUGGUUUAGCACAUCUUUGUAAUGCAUUGGGUUUUAAAUGUGUUAUUUUCAUGCCUAAUAAUCAAUCAAAAGCAAAAAUUGAUAUUCUUCGUCUAUUGGGUGCAGAAGUAACAACCGUUCCUGUUGUUCCAAUUACUGAUCCGAAUAAUUAUAAUCAUCAUGCUAAACGUUAUGCUGAACAACGUGAAAAUACAUUAUGGACAAAUCAAUUUGAUAAUCGUGCUAAUCGACGUGGUCAUUAUCUUACGACAGGACCAGAAAUUUGGACACAAACAAAUGGUAAAGUUAAUGCUGUAGUAAUGAGUACAGGUACUGGUGGAACAUUAGCUGGUGUUUGCAUGUAUUUAAAAGAAAAAAAUAAUAAAAUUCGAACUGUACUUGCUGAUCCACCCGGUAGUGUCUUAUAUAAUUAUAUUAAAUCAGGCAAACUUGAACGAAUGGGAGAUGCAUCAAUUACUGAAGGUAUUGGACAAGGUCGUGUUACACAAAAUUUAAAAGAUGCACCUAUUGAUGAAUCAUUAUUCAUCAGUGAUCAAAAGAGCGUUCAUAUGGUUUUUAAAUUAUUAUAUGAAGAAGGAUUUUUUGUUGGUGCUUCAUCAGGUUUAAAUGUAGCUGCAGCUGUUGAAUUAAGUCAAUCAAUGCCAAAAGGUUCCACGAUUGUAACAUGUAUUUGUGAUAAUGGACAGAAAUAUUUUAAUCGAUUAUUUAGUAAUGAUGAAUUAUCAAAACGAGGUCUCCUUGAUAGUGUACCUGAACAGUAUCGAAAAAACCUUUUUUAA
Molecule: messenger RNA, 1071 nt
Organism: Adineta steineri
Lineage: Eukaryota; Metazoa; Rotifera; Eurotatoria; Adinetida; Adinetidae
Source: the annotation of a GenBank genome assembly